Molecule: messenger RNA, 5988 nt
Organism: Penicilliopsis zonata CBS 506.65
Lineage: Eukaryota; Fungi; Ascomycota; Eurotiomycetes; Eurotiales; Aspergillaceae
Exons: 5
Coding region: 1-5874 (1957 amino acids)
Biological process (GO): regulatory ncRNA-mediated heterochromatin formation
Cellular component (GO): nuclear RNA-directed RNA polymerase complex; nucleus
Molecular function (GO): helicase activity; zinc ion binding
Source: RefSeq, a predicted model, not a curated record
AUGGUGGGAGCAUUUGAAAGACAGCUUUGUCUGACCCUUGUUAGGCCUGUUCCUGAUUCUACUACUGCCUCUACUGAUAGGAAACACACCCACCUCCUCUCCACCGAUAUUCCAACAUUUCUAGAAACCUCACUGGCAAGCAUAACACGCAGUCAGUCAUCCAGACACGAGCUGAUCGCAACCUGGGCCCUCGAAACCGGGCUGGCAAAGGUGCGACAGAUUGUCGAAGCAGACUUCGCCUUCACUUACAGUGUGACGAAACUCAUGUUCGACCCGCACUGUGUCAUCUUCCUCAACAUUCUCUCGAGAAUUUCUCAGGAGCAAAGACUUUUCUCUCUCACCCUGGAGAAGGCGGUCGGGACUAUCUACAAUGUCGUAUACGGGCUCCAUGGAAACCGGGCCGUGGGAUUCUUUCGUCGGGUUGUGGCCUGGCUGACUCGACAAUGGACCGAAAUGCCGCAAGGGCCGAGCAAUUACGAUCAAGUGCUGCUCCAUACCACAGACGUGAUCCUGAGCACCAUUAUCCAGAACCACGAGGCUGUGGUCCAGCCGGAGCUGCGUUCCCUCGUGAAGGAGCUCGCCAACUGCUCUUCGUUGGCCACAUCAACCCUAGACUCCGACGGCUCUAUCAGCGUUGAUAUGCGACACGUGAAAGAGAACAUCCGAAUGAUGCAGGACCUUCUUGGAACCACAGAAGGUGCAGGUGCGACUUCAAAGAAGGCUCAACCCGCUGUGGUAUUAUCAGAACGUGGUGCAGCUCCAGUGGACGGGCCAGGUCAGCUUUCUGUGGAUGGGCCCAGACAUGACAAUGACCAUAGAACUAUUACGGGCAUUCGGGUCCUCCCUACCCUGUCAGAAAUCUGGCUCAGCCGGCGGCCUGACUUUCUACCGACCAGGGAUUCCCUACAUGGCCCAGAAAGCCAUCACGACAGAGGAAUUCGCCGCCUUCUCGACACCCAUUUCCGUCUUUUGCGGGAGGACACGGCCGGGGUCCUCCGGGAUACGGUCCGCGUCAUCCUAGAACAUUGGGAUGCCCUUGCCCACGAAACGAGGUCGCGCGAGAGACGAAAGAUUCUGCGUGCACACAGUCCCACGCCCGUGAGAAUUUACCUUAACGCACACGUGCAGCAAGUACGAUCGGACGGCAUGAAAGGGAUACAGAUUGAUGUUGGUUUCGACCAGUCCCCAAGAGCCAGAACCUUGAAGGUAGCUCAGAGAAGGGAAUACUGGCGCAGAUCCGGUGCCCUGCGAGAAGGGCCCGCAUUACUUGCUCUGAUUGAUGGCAAGGUUGAUGAAGAUAUCAAGCUGGUCUUCUUACAAGUUUCCCAGCGAAACCUGGGCUUGAAAGCUACCGAGGGCAGUAAUGCUGCUGAAGGCGUGUGCGAUCUAGUGAGUGACUCCAGGAGGGCCAUGAUCACCUUGCGUCUCCCCGGUUCACCGUCAAGAGAAGACCUGUCCAAUCUAGUCUCAUUGACUGGGCAUCGGCUCAUACCUUCUUCGUCACGAUCCCUUGUCCUCGUUGAGUUCCCUGCCGUUCUCUACAACUCGUUUGAGGGCAUCCUUCGUCGCCUUCAGGAGCUGUACACGGACCCCAGUUCUAUCCCGUUGACGACCUGGAUAGCCCCGCGAGAUGAUUCUUACGCUCUCCCGCCAGACCCGACUUCGACCAUCACUGCCUACAAAGAUCGCAAAGUGUUGGUCUCUCUUCCAACAUACCUGGUUAAUGAGACACUGGAUCUCUCGUCGAUUCCGAAGGCUCCUGAGAUCGGAGAAAAUCUAACUCAUACAGAACUACCCAUAACUCUUUAUCCUGGCCAAGACACAGGCGUCCUCUGUGAGCAGCUAUCAAAGCGAACGACUCUCGACCCAGGUCAAGCAGAGGCUCUAGUAUCGGCAUUGACGAAUGAAGUUGCUCUUAUUCAAGGGCCCCCGGGCACAGGAAAAUCAUAUGUAGGCAUUCAGAUUGCAAGAUGCCUUCUUACAAACCGGCAGGUGUUAGGGCCGGGGCCAAUACUUUGCGUAUGUUAUACAAACCAUGCCCUGGACCAGUUUCUUGAGGGGUUACUUGACUCGGGUAUCUCCAAGAUUUUACGUCUCGGAGGGCCAAGCAAGUCAAACAGGCUUGACCUUCUCUCAAUCGACAGCUAUAAAAGAAGCGACAAAAUUCCUCGUAUCCCAGGUAAGGGUAGAGUAGUCCAGGAAUCGAAACACCACUUGGACAACCUAGCCUGGCAGAUUGGGGAGAUCUGUGAGAAGAUUGCACAGCCUGGAACACGGAUGGUGAAGGAAUUCCUGAUAAGAAGAUCCCCUAAUCACGCAAAACAAAUCACUCAGGCCGUUCCGAUCAGGGACAGCGAUAAUGUGGCAAUCUGGCUAGAAGGUAAUGCCCCCGGUGACCUUAGCGGCAACGGGGGCGAGCGCUCGCUCGACCAGCUUCUUUCGAUUGACCUCUGGACGCUGAAGAAUGACGAACGUUGUCGCCUAUUCAGUCACUGGCAUGAAGCUGCUCGCGCAGACCUCAUUCUCCAUUUCCAUAACUUAGUGCGGUUGCACGCCAGGGAAAAACAGCGGCACACGGCUCUAUUCCACCAGGAAGAUGCCCAACUGUUUGGCAUGGUCGAUGUUGUCGGUGUCACAACUGCCAGUCUUGCCAAUAACAUUGAUCUCCUGCGAAGCCUCCCCGCCAGGGUGCUGAUCUGCGAAGAGGCCGGAGAAGUGCUUGAAUCGCACUUCCUGGCGGCCCUCUUGCCGAGCCUGCAGCAUGCCAUUUUGAUUGGCGACCAUCUCCAGCUGCGUCCCAAGAUUGCCAACCGCCGCCUCUCCAUGGAAUACAAUCAGAUCGGGCCCAAAUACAGUCUCGAUCAGUCCCUCUUUGAGCGCCUAGCAAACCUUGCUUUCCACGAUCAUCAUGCCUCUUCGGGGACAGUGGGAGGCGUCUCUAGAGGUCUCCGUAGAUUCCCUGUCGCACAGCUCAGCCAUCAAAGACGGAUGCAUCCUUCAAUCGCGUCUCUUGUGCGUGAAACAAUCUAUCCAAAAUUGCAAGAUCACCCUUGGACGUCAGCGUAUCCUGAAAUUGCCGGUAUGAGACGCCGGCUGUUCUGGCUUGACCAUCGCCAGCCAGAAGAUCCAGAUGACCCAGAUGACCCAAUGCAGAGUAAAACAAACGCUUGGGAAGCCAAUUUGGUGAUUGCCUUGGUGAAACAUUUGUGCCGACAGGGACGCUACAGGCCCGGCGACAUUGCUAUCUUGACGCCAUACAUCGCCCAGCUCAGGCUGUUGCAAGACAGACUGGAGGAUGUGGCUAAGUUGAUUAUUCACGCAGACGACUUGGACAAUCUGGAUGGCCCGGAUUCCAUGGAGGACACUGCUCAUAUAGAUUAUACUCGUGGUUCGUCACGUCGGCAAAUCAUUGGCACCGGAAAGCUCCUUGAUGAACUGCGGCUGGCGACGGUAGAUAAUUUCCAGGGCGACGAAGCGACAGUGGUGAUCGUCUCCCUCGUGCGAAGCAACAAAUACCAGAAUUGUGGUUUCCUCAAGACGCCUAAUCGCAUCAAUGUGCUUUUGAGUCGUGCAAAGCAUGGCAUGUAUAUCAUUGGGGAUGCAAAAACAGCAUCCAGUGCUCCGAUGUGGAAGUCUGUCAUCGCAAUGCUGGAGGAAGGCCAAAAUAUUGGUCCCAAAAUUGAGCUUCAAUGUUCCCGGCAUGGUGACCGCCAGAUCUUCGUCUCUUCACCCGAAGACUUCCUUGUUCAGGCGCCCGAGGGCGGUUGUGAUCAGCGGUGUGCCUGGCGGUUGCCCUGCGGCCACAGGUGUAUGGUCAAAUGCCACUCGAACACGCUACAUGAAGCGGUUCAGUGCCUGGAGCCCUGUCCCCGUAUGAGAGAAUGUGGACAUGUCUGUCAGAGACGGUGCCAUCAACCGUGUGGCGAAUGCAUCCAGACCGUCCCCAAUGUCACUCUUCCCUGUGGACAUACGACCGACAUUGCUUGCAGACAGCAGAAGUACCUUUCUCUUGUCCAGUGCACAAAAAUGGUAACGAAGAAGAUACCACAGUGCGGGCAUGCGGCCCGGGUCCUAUGCAGCUGUCAUGAUAUAACCAAAAUGCAAUGCACGGAGUUUUGUGGAGCUGCUCUGGACUGUGGACACACCUGCCGACGAAGGUGCUCAACAUGCCGAAGUGCUGUCUACCAGACUCACGGUGCAUGCACUGUUCGCUGUGGACGGGCCUUUACCACGUGUUCUCAUACUUGCUCCCAGCCCUGCCAUCCGUCGACCCCAUGCCCACCGUGCCAACAGCCCUGCGAGGUACGUUGCAAACAUAGCCAAUGUCCUGGAAAAUGUAGCGACCCGUGCCCUCCAUGCGCAGAGAAAUGUGGAUGGAGCUGUAGCCAUCGCGAAGGCGUGUGCGAACUACCGUGUGCCGUGCCUUGUAAUACCAUUCCCUGUGACCUGCGUUGCACUAAAACUCUGGCAUGUGGGCACCAAUGUCCAAGUGUCUGUGGGGAGAGAUGCCCUGAUGCCACGCUCUGUCAGAAGUGCGGUGCGGAGGCUGUACGGAGCCGCAUUGUCGACUUGAUUUCGAUGGGCACGUAUCAUAACAUCAAUGCCGAUGAGGAUCCGUUGGUAUUCCUCUCGUGUAAUCACUUCUAUACGGUCUCUAGCCUGGACGGGGCAAUGGGGUUGAAGGACUACUACGACGUUGACCCUGAUACCGGCAAGGUAGUUCGUCCCAAGCCAUCCCGACGGGUCGCGAACGGCGAGAGCACGAUCCUCGGAUGCCCAGAGUGCCGUACGCCUCUUCGCAACAUUGACCGUUACAAUCGUAUUGUGAAGAAGGCGCUGCUAGACGAGUCCACCCGGCGAUUUAUUGUGAAGGCGAAUCGCGAUCUUGGCACGCUUCUCGACGAGUUGGGGAGCUGGGAAGUGAUUGUCGACAAGGAGCGAGCAAAGCUUGUUGGGAGCUGGCCCGAGUCAACAACAUCGUCCGCGGCCAAGAAAUCUACAGAGGUCCAAGCCGCCGUCGCUGAGUAUCAGCAUACGGCAAGACAUCUGGAAAGCCGCAUAGAAAAGUUCAUCAAAUCAGUGGCAGCCGUCGAGCAGCCGUACGGCAAGAUGAAUAAUCUGCUUGCAACUUUUCUGGCACGACAGCAGAGCGGAGGCAUGCCCCAUCCCGCGAUGCCGAUGGAUGAAUCGGCGGUGCAGACUGGCUUUCAUCUGCGUGGACGCUGUUUGCAGAUCCGCUUUGCUUGGGCCAUGCUAUGGGACUAUCGGACAAUCUCUGUUAACAUAUCGGUGGACUCGCGUAUCCGAGACGAGCUACGCGAGGUGAUCGGGAGAAAGUUUGAUGAAGUAACCGCCAAAUGCCUGGCGAUUAAAGAAGCGAGUCAGAUGGCCAACUUUCUACCGCAACAGGUGGAAUCAAUGGUCUUCUACGUUCUUUUUUCCUCACUGGCGGUUCGCCACGCUGAAGAGAGCGACUGUCCUCUUAGCGAGAUGGCCAGCAUAGAACAUAUCGAAGAAGUAUCCCAGGUCCUGCGAGAGUGUGAAUCAAUCGUUGCAGCGCAUCCGGGAACCUUGGCCUUCCUACGGAACGACAUCGACAAGGCCAGGAAGCUGUUCAGGGGGGACACCUUCUAUACCGCAGUCACCACCGAGGAAACCCGGCAAGUAUAUCAGGCCAUGGCAACACAGUUCUCAGGGACAGGACACUGGUACUACUGUCGAAACAAUCACCCGUUCACUAUCGGAGAGUGUGGCAUGCCGACGGAAGCAGCACAAUGCCCACAAUGCGGAGAGGGAGUGGGAGGGUAUGACCAUCAACCACUUCCAGGAGUCCGUAGAGCUGAGGAUCUGGAAGCCGCCUAUGGUGAUGAUUAAGAGAAAAGAUUGCGUUUUGUUCAAAGGUGGAUGAUCGUGUAUCAGACCGUCAAUGAGCCAUUGAGAUUCCUGCGACUGGAAGAUUCUACUACCUAUUUUCACUCCCUUAACUGA